Molecule: messenger RNA, 2646 nt
Organism: Gadus morhua (Atlantic cod)
Lineage: Eukaryota; Metazoa; Chordata; Actinopteri; Gadiformes; Gadidae
Product: homeobox protein 2-like
Exons: 5
Coding region: 1-2646 (881 amino acids)
Source: RefSeq, a predicted model, not a curated record
AUGCGGAGUUUCCACUACAACCGGAAGUUCUACUACAAACGGAGGUUCAACAACAACCAGACUAUCCACAACAACCGGAGGUUCCACAAGCACCGAAGGCCCCAUGACAACCGGAGGUUCCACAACAACCGCAGGCCCAACAACAACCGGAGGUUCCACUACAACCGGAGGUUCCACAACAGCCGGAGGUUUCCUAACAACCAGAGUUUCCUCUACAAUUGGAGGUUCCACAACAACCGGAGGAUCCACAACAACUGGAGGUUCCACAACAACCGCAGGCCCAACAACAACCGGAGGUUCCACUACAACCGGAGGUUUCCUAACAACCAAAGUUUCCUCUACAAUUGGAGGUUCCAUAACCACCACUGGCCCCAUGACAACCGGAGGUUCAACAACAACCGGAGGCCCCAUGACAACCGGAGGUUCCACAACAACCGGAGGUUCCACAACAACCGCAGGCCCAACAACAACCGGAGGUUCCACAACAACCGGAGGUUCCUCUACAAUUGGAGGUUCCACAACCACCGCUGGCCCCAUGACAACCAGAGGUUCAACAACAACCGGAGGUUCAACAACAACUGGAGGUUCAACAACAACCGGAGGCCCAACAACAACCGGAGGUUCCACAAGCACCGAAGGUCCCAUGACAACCGGAGGUUCCACAACAACCGGAGCUUCCACUACAACCGGAAGUUCCACUGCAAACGGAGGUUCUACAACAGCCGGAGGCUCCACAACAAUCGGAGGUUUCGCAACCACCGCAGGCCUCAUGACAACCGGAGGUUCCACAACAACCAGAGGUUCCACAACAACAGGAGGUUCCGCGACCACCGCAGGCCCGAUGACAACCGGAGGUUCCACAACAACCGGAGGUUCCAUAACAACCGCAGGCCAAACAACAACCGGAGGUUCCGCAACAACCGGAGGCCCCAUGACAACCGGAGGUUCCAUAACAGCCGGAGGUUUCCUAACAACCGCAGGCCCAACAACAACCGGAGGUUCCACAACAACCGGAGUUUCCACUAUAAACGGAAGUUCCAUUACAACCGGAGGUUCCACAACAACCAGAGGUUCCAUAACAACCGCAGGCCAAACAACAACCGGAGGUUCCACUACAACUGGAGGUACCGCGACCACCGCAGGCCCCAUGACAACCGGAGGCUCCACAACAACCGGAGGUUCCAUAACAACCGCAGGCAAAACAACAACCGGAGGUUCCGCAACAGCCGGAGGCCCCAUGACAACCGGAGGUUCCACAACAGCCGGAGGUUUCCUAACAACCAGAGUUUCCUCUACAAUUGGAGGUUCCACAACAACCGGAGGAUCCACAACAACUGGAGGUUCCACAACAACCGCAGGCCCAACAACAACCGGAAGUUCCACUACAACCGGAGGUUUCCUAACAACCAGAGUUUCCUCUACAAUUGGAGGUUCCAUAACCACCACUGGCCCCAUGACAACCGGAGGUUCAACAACAACCGGUGGUUCAACAACAACCGGAGGUUCCACAACAACCGGAGGUUCCACUAUAAACGGAAGUUUCACUACAACCGGAGGUUCCACAACAACCGGAGGUUCCACAAACACCGAAGGCCCCAUGACAACCGGAGGUUCCACAACAACCGGAGGUUCCACAACAACCGCAGGCCCAACAACAACCGGAGGUUCCACAACAACCGGAGGUUCCUCUACAAUUGGAGGUUCCACAACCACCGCUGGCCCCAUGACAACCAGAGGUUCAACAACAACCGGAGGCCCAACAACAACCGGAGGUUCCACAAGCACCGAAGGACCCAUGACAACCGGAGGUUCCACAACAACCGGAGCUUCCACUACAACCGGAAGUUCCACUGCAAACGGAGGUUCUACAACAGCCGGAGGCUCCACAACAAUCGGAGGUUUCGCAACCACCGCAGGCCUCAUGACAACCGGAGGUUCCACAACAACCAGAGGUUCCACAACAACAGGAGGUUCCGCGACCACCGCAGGCCCCAUGACAACCGGAGGUUCCACAACAACCGGAGGUUCCAUAACAACCGCAGGCCAAACAACAACCGGAGGUUCCGCAACAACCGGAGGCCCCAUGACAACCGGAGGUUCCACAACAGCCGGAGGUUACCUAACAACCGCAGGCCCAACAACAACCGGAGGUUCCACAACAACCGGAGUUUCCACUAUAAACGGAAGUUCCACUACAACCGAAGGUUCCACAACAACCAGAGGUUCCAUAACAACCGCAGGCCAAACAACAACCGGAGGUUCCACUACAAUUGGAGGUUCCGCGACCACCGCAGGCCCCAUGACAACCGGAGGUUCCACAACAACCGGAGGUUCCAUAACAACCGCAGGCCAAACAACAACCGGAGGUUCCGCAACAACCGGAGGCCCCAUGACAACCGGAGGUUCCACAACAGCUGGAGGUUUCCUAACAACCGCAGGCCCAACAACAACCGGAGGUUCCACAACAACCGGAGUUUCCACUAUAAACGGAAGUUCCACUACAACCGGAGGUUCCACAACAACCAGAGGUUCCAUAACAACCGCAGGCCAAACAACAACCGCAGGUUCCACUACAACCGGAAGUUCCACUACAACUUUCUCUGUCCGUCACUCUGCCUACCUGUCGCCAAACCCCUGCCUGCCUGA